This is a messenger RNA of Phycodurus eques (leafy seadragon), 2094 nucleotides long. It is a transcript of the gene rab9a, whose product is annotated as RAB9A, member RAS oncogene family. Bases 761 to 1369 code for a protein of 202 amino acids. Gene Ontology annotation, biological process: Rab protein signal transduction; retrograde transport, endosome to Golgi. Gene Ontology annotation, cellular component: lysosome; late endosome; phagocytic vesicle. Gene Ontology annotation, molecular function: GTPase activity; GTP binding. The record is from RefSeq and is a predicted model, not a curated record. Lineage: Eukaryota; Metazoa; Chordata; Actinopteri; Syngnathiformes; Syngnathidae. The transcript has 3 exons.
AUCCCAACAGGCUAGCGGCGCGCAGCUAGCUAGCUAGCAUCGAGCCUUCGGAGUGUCCAGAAAACGACGUGACAUUGUUGAUCUCGGCCCGCGACAGAAGGCAAGAAGGUGUCAAACACAUACACAAUACAUCUGUCGUUCUUUUCGCGUGAAAACCGGCGUGGACGCGGUCGCUUCGUAGAGCGAACUGGAAUGAAGCGUUUUUUUGCUCUGAAGUGAACUAACGUUACAUAGCUAAUAAUGCUGUUGCCUGCUUCUUAAUUCCAGCUGUGCUGAUGCCUUGCUAUCCUAUUUUGUUUAUUAUUUGUCAUAUCCAGCUAGCUGUUUUAACAUGACCCUGUACCGGUAUAUGCCUUCGCUAUUUGUUCUACAACCUGAAUAUUUAUAUCAAAGCGAUGUUGUUGGGAGCGUUUCUAUGGAGUACGUUUUUGCAGGUCCAUUACUAGCUGCCCAGCCGAAGUCGCUGUCUCCUGCCAAGCAUUUACAAGCAAACCGCUGUGUUGCAGCCAGAGCAAGUGGACCUUACAUGGCCGUCCAUACCAACACUGAACAAACGAGCAUGUGACUUGAGUAGCAGGGUCUGCACCACAUGAUCUGGACUAGUGGAGGAAGCCUAAAUCAAUCAGUGCAACAACCCGAGGUUGAUUCCUAAUUGGCUAUCGGUCCAUUUCACGUUCCAAUCACGGAUUGACUCAAUCGACUUCGUGUUGACCACACACGCGCGACAUCCCUUCUUCGCAGUGAUUAACCGCGAGCAGCCAUGUCAACCAAAACGUCCCUGCUGAAAGUUAUCCUCCUGGGCGACGGCGGCGUGGGAAAGAGCUCCAUCAUGAACCGCUACGUCACUAACAAGUUCGACGCGCACCUUUUCCACACCAUCGGUGUGGAGUUCCUCAACAAGGACCUGGAGGUGGACGGCCACCAGGUCACCUUGCAAAUCUGGGACACUGCCGGCCAGGAACGCUUUCGCAGCCUGAGGACUCCUUUCUACCGAGGCUCCGACUGCUGUUUGCUCACCUUCAGCGUCGACGACAACCAGAGCUUCCUCAACUUGGGAAACUGGAAGAAGGAGUUCAUCUACUACGCGGAUGUCAAGGAGCCGGAGAAGUUCCCUUUUGUGGUGCUGGGCAACAAACUGGAUGUGAGCGAGAGACAGGUGUCCUCCGAGGAGGCCCGGCAAUGGUGCCAGGAGAACGGCGACCAUCCGUAUUUCGAGACCAGCGCCAAGGACGCCACAAACGUAGCGGUGGCCUUCGAGGAGGCGGUCCGCAGGGUUUUGGCGACGGAUGAGCGAACGGACCACUUCAUCCCCACGGACACUGUCAAGCUCCACAGAAAGCCUCGUUCUGCCGCCACCUGCUGCUCAUAAUGUCUAAGUGGCUGUCCGCAAUGUUUAUAAAUAAUGCUGUUUAAACAACAAGGCUGCAUUAACACCUUAUUGAAACUUAUAACAUAUUUGAUUUGUGCUAUCAGGGUUUGCUUACAGAUGGGGUCAGUUUAAUAGUGGAAGCACUAAUUGUGUCUUACCAUAAAUAAACAUGAAAGCACUGAAUUCUUCACUCAGUUCAAAGGUCACAUUUUAAGAAUGAUUUAAGUGCAUUUCAUAUGAGCUUUGUGUGGGUACCUAAAAACAUGCCAAUCUGUAGAUGAGUGCAAUUAUGUGAUGAUCAUGUUAAUGUUUAUCAAUUUGCAUUUUCCUAUUGUUUAGGCAUAUGUUACUAACAAAUCAAUUGCUUUUUGACACCGUUUGCACACGUUUUAGCCAUGUAAGUUGAUUAUUAAGUUCUCAAAGCCCAGAUGCUCCCUAAUUGAGAAACAAAACUGGAAACUUGUUUCACUUUAUUUAAUCACACAUACCAUAAAUGAAGAGAGGAGGGAAUUAGUGGUGAAAUUUUGGCGAUUGAGAAACACCAGGGGUUUGGUUUGGUUGGUUUUGGGGGGUUGUCUUAAACAUCGAGCCUGAUGUUAACAUUUUUUACUUUCAGUUGAAGGUCUUUUGUUUUUCAAAAUGAAAUGAAAUACUCAUUUGCAUCUCCUGUUUGUUAUUCAUAUGCCAACCAACCAAUAAAGUGUCGAGGACUCUGUUUACUUUUA